Messenger RNA from Fundulus heteroclitus (mummichog), 1680 nucleotides. RefSeq names its product complement receptor type 1. NCBI's taxonomy places the organism in Eukaryota, Metazoa, Chordata, Actinopteri, Cyprinodontiformes, Fundulidae. The record is from RefSeq and is a predicted model, not a curated record. Bases 69 to 1484 code for a protein of 471 amino acids. The transcript has 11 exons.
GCAGUGCCACCCUUCCUUUAUAAAUCUCUCCAUCUGGACCUCCCCUGUUUGCUUUUCACCACUUCUUUAUGCGCAGGAGGACAAACAUGAGGACCGCCGCUGGGACCAUUGUUCUUUUAUCCUUCGCUUUUUUAGCUACAGCUCAAGAGGCACAGGAAUGCUCCGCUCCGCCGGAGUACCCGCACACCCGACUGGAUAAGAAAUUCACCUCCAGGCAGAAGUUCAGCAGCGGGCAGAAGGUGUAUUACAGCUGCGCCGAGGACUUCACUCCAUUCCGGGGGAGCAGAUCUGUGGAGUGUCGGGAUGGGAAGUGGAGCAAAUUGACGCUAAAAUGCGAAAAGAUAUCAUGUGGGAAUGCCGGAGAUCUCCCCAAUGGGAACUUUCGUUAUGAAGGGCAAACAUUUGUUGGGGAGAAAGUUUAUGCCGAAUGCAACGAGGGCUAUGUUGUGAAGGGAAUGAACUACAUGAUAUGCAAGAAGUCUGGAUGGACCGGAGAAUUCCCAUCAUGUGAAGCAGAGAAAGAAAUCACCUGCUCCAGUCCAGCCGUGAACGGCUCUGUGACAAGAAGCGGAGACGUUUCUGUUCACCGUCUCGGAGAAACGAUAACCUUCACCUGUAAGCCCGGUUUCCAGCUGGAUGGAGCGCAGCAGAUCACCUGUGGGGCCAAUGGCCAGUGGCAGCCGGAACCCCCCCGGUGUAUACCGUCCCCUGAUGAAGCUAAAGAGUCAUCGAACAAACCAAGUGGAUGUGAUGCACCGCUCGCUGCCAGCAGCUCCAACGCCAACCUUGCAGACAAGUACAUCACUAUGACGACAUUUUCCUCUGGCGACAAAGUCCACUACAGCUGUAAUGUGGGAUAUACUGCAGCGGGUGGCAGCAGGACUCGCAUGUGUGACAAUGGAAGAUGGACGCCCCUCAGGCUAAGAUGUGAACGAAAGCUGUGUGGCCACGCAGGAGAGAUUUCAAACGGACAGUUUGUUUACACUGGCGUAGAGUUUGGAGACACAGCCACAGCCGUGUGUGACGAGGGGUACAUACUCGUAGGACGGGCCACGAGGCGCUGCUUGAGCAACGGCUGGGACGGUCGUCUUCCCGUCUGCGAAGCCGUCGAAUGUCCGGAGCCGACUGAGACGAACGCCGUCAGGAGAAAUUACGAGCAGGGGCCGUACACAUACAGGAAUGUGAUACUCUAUCAGUGCCAAGUGGGAAGCCUCGUGGGGCCGAGAGAGAUAGUUUGCACCAAGAACGGCACGUGGAGCUCAUCUCCUCCACAGUGCAGAGUUAUAACGUGUCCGCCGCCAAAUGUUCCCAACGCCUACUGGAUUAACUCCCACAAGCGGACCUAUCAGCCUAUGGAGACGAUCGAUUCGUUCAGAUGCAGACGCGGCUAUGCUCUUGCUGGAUCGAGACGCAUCACCUGUAGCAUGGAGGGCCGGUGGUGGCCGAGCCUCCCCCAGUGUCAUCCUAGAACCUGGAGGGGCUAAUUUGCUGCCAAAAGCUGGAUAUUGCAAUAUUUAAUGCAAUUUGUCUCAUUCAUUACUAACAAUAAGAACAUUUUCUCUUACAAUAAUUAUUUUGAAAGCAAUGCUUUCGUAAGUAAGAGCAACCUUUAAUAAUGCACUGUUUAAUUAUUUUGCUCCCGUGUACAAUCAUAACGACAUUAAAUACGUUGAAACAGAA